AUGACGUUAGAGACAUUCCACAUCUUUCACCUGCUCCCCUUCGAUCUCCGCCGCGAGAUCUACAUGCUGGCUACACCGCCCCGCAUCGUGCAUAUUCGAGAAGAAGCCCAAGACAAGGAAGAAUUCAAGGACUCACUGCGCACAAAACUCAGGUUACAACUGAAUCCCGACCUUGCAUACUUCGCCCCGAAUUGGCGGCAGAUUAUUGAACCCGAACCCAGCAAGCAACCAACGCUCGGGGCUUUCGGGGUACGGACUCGGAGACGGCCUUAUCAACCCUGGGAACCUUCAGCAUCUACUCCGGAAAUCCCAAUAUCCUGGCUUGAGAAGAAUCCUGACCAUGCAUGGCACCUUAUGCGCGAUAACUCUUUGUUCAGCACCGCGCCCAUCCCGAGUCUACUGCAUGCAUUUUCGGAAUCGCGAAGCGUACUCAGGCGCUCGGGGUACCAGCUUGUGUUCCGCACGCGCACCAACGGCCCCCGGACCUGGUUCCACUUCGACAGAGACGUGCUCUUCGUCGAGCAAGACAAGUGGAGAAACCGCGACAGGGUGGGCGACUUCCUCACUCUGUGCCCAUGGAGUAUCCUCGGCCAGUUCCACUCUGAGGACCUGAAAAGAGUCCGGCGGUUAGCUCUAGGGGGAUCCGGCCACACGCUCUUCCCCUGGAAACGCUACCCUCGAUCCCAGACAGAUCUAGCCCAUGCAAUCCAGCUCUUUCCCGACCUCCGCGAAGUUCAACUCGUUCAAUGGGAGACGGAAGACCUCUUCCGCUGGCGGAAUCAUGGCGUCAACUGGUCCAAGAGUGGCGAGCAUCCGUGGUACUCGUACACGACGGAAAAUGCACCAGCUGAACCCGACGGCGCGCUAUGCUGCGUCUACGCCGAGGAAGUCGACGGCCUGUUCUCGCUGCUCACGCAUCUCGACGGGUUGAGAGACCACCUACCCGCAACGGGAUUCAUGGGCGAGAUCCUGCGCUUCCACAAGCAGCAAAUGGGCAGCAAGCUUGACUUCUUCGCCUUCCAGCAAUUGCAACUCGAGCAACGACUCGGGGUCCUCAGGAUCGAACUGGAAGAAAUCCGCCGCAAGGAAGAAGGUCCCGACGUUUCCACCUUCACCUGGAAGAUCCCAUCAGUCCGAGCCGUGCACAUCAUCCUCCCCUCAAUGGUCCAAUUGCUCGUUAACGAGCGCCACCUCGUCUGGGAAAAGCUCUACAAACUGAAGCGGAAUCACCAGGCCAUCGGCCAUAUUUCGACAGACAACGACGUGGACUUGCCGUUGAGCGUCUUGUUGAGCGACGGGCUUGGAGAGGACGCCGAGGACGAUAGUGAUGAAUUCCAUGAUGUUGGCUUGGGCCCGUUUAGCGAGAUGCAUCUGUUUGGGAAUGCAGAUGAUGUGUGCGUCCGGAGGGCGAAGAGAUGGUGGGCAGAGGAUGAAGAUAAUGGAGUGCUCGAGGAGCCUGGGGAUGGAGAGUCUUUCCCGGAUUGGAUUCUCACCUAUCCUGGUAGGGAUACUAAUCGUAGCGAUGAUACGACGUAG
Aspergillus calidoustus is the source of this 1536-nucleotide messenger RNA. NCBI's taxonomy places the organism in Eukaryota, Fungi, Ascomycota, Eurotiomycetes, Eurotiales, Aspergillaceae. The record is from the annotation of a GenBank genome assembly.